GGUACUUCCAGAAACUUUUAAUGGCACCGUGAUUACCCAGAAAGCUCUGCGCAGUAAUGUUCGCUGAAACACCGAUCGAACACACAGGCUGUUCCCGAAUAUCGCGCAUGCGCGCAGUACACAAUGGCCUCGGGAAUUCGGCUCCAGGUAAGAGAUAUUCCCCGGCUGCGGGAGGGGGUUUUCAACACCGAAUUCGGGACAAUUGCUGUGAGCUCCGGACACCGUGGCCCGUAAUCCCGGGACAGUCCUGUUCUCUUCCCCCUCUCUCAGCCCCACGACCCGUACACGGGCACCGGGGAGCUUCCGGCUGAUGAGGGAAUGGGAACCGGUGAAUCUCUCAGACAGAGCUGAGCUCCAGCUAUCCAAAUGCAAGGAUUGGGAACUCGGAGAAAGGGAACAAAAUCUUUUACAUCAGCAGGUUAAACAUGACGGAAUGUGGGAAUCUCGAACACAGCACGCCAGUUUUGCUGUCUCUGUCUAGAUAUUUAAGAAGUGGAGCAAGGUAUUCAACUGACCAUCCUUCCUGCUCAGACUGUGGGGAGGGAUUCACUUGGAUCAUCUGACUGACUGGCAUGCCCGUCAUUUUACAGAGCAGAGAGGCCGUUCACCUUCUCAGACAGUGGGAAUGGAUUCACUCAGUCAUCUCAACUGAGGGUACAUCAGCAGGUUCACACUGGGACAAGACCAUUCAUCUGUUCUGUGUGUGAGAAGGGAUUCAGUUGGUCUUCCCACCUGUGGACACACCAGUCAGUUCACACUGGGCAGAGGCUGUUCAUCUGCUGAAUUUGUGGGGAAGGAUUCACUCGGUCAUCUGACCUAAUGGCUCACAAGCGAGUCCACACGGGGGAGGGGCCAUUCACCUGCUCGGACUGUGGGAAGGGAUUCACUCAGUCAUCUCAGCUACUGAUACAUCUGUCAGUUCACGCUGCAGAGAGGGAUUUCACCUGCUCAGACUGUGGGAAGAGAUUCCCUCACUUUUCCACCCUGCAGAGACAUCAGCGAGUUCACACUGGGGAGAGGCUGUUCAUCUGCUCAGUCUGUGGGAAGAGAUUCUCUCGGUCAUCCCACCUACAGAGUCAUCAGCGAGUUCACACUGGGGAGAAGCCGUUCACCUGCUCAGACUGUGGGAAGGGAUUCACUCGAUCAUCCAACCUACAGAGACACCAGCGAGUUCACACUGGGGAGAGGCUGUUCAUCUGCUCGGUCUGUGGGAAGAGAUUCUCUCGGUCAUCCCACCUGCAGAGUCAUCAGCGAGUUCACACUGGGGAGAAGCUGUUCACCUGCUCAGACUGUGGGAAGGGAUUCACUCGAUUAUCCAACGUACAGAGACACCAGCAAGUUCACACUGGGGAGAAGCCGUUCACCUGCUCAGACUGUGGAAAGCGAUUCACUGAAUCAUCCACCCUAUUGGCACACCAGUCACUUCACACUGGGGAGUGGCGGUUCCCCUGCUCAGAAUGUGGGAAAGGAUUCAGUCAGUCUUCCAAACUACUGGCACACCAGUCAGUUCACACUGGGGAGUGGCCAUUCACCUGCCCUGAAUGUGGGAAGGGAUUCACUUGGUCAUCCAAAUUACUGGCACACCAGCGAGUUCACACUGGGGAGAGGCCGUUCACCUGCUCAGAUUGUGGGAAAGGAUUCACUCGCUCAUCUGACCUGAUGGCUCACCGGCGAGUUCACACUGGAGAGAGGCCGUUCACCUGCUCAGAAUGUGGGAAGGGAUUCACUCGUUCAUCCACCCUACAGAGUCACCAGCGAGUUCACACAGGGGACAGGCCAUUCACCUGCUCAGUCUGUGGGAAGGGAUUCACUUUGUCAUCUCAGCUACUGAGACACCAGUCAGUUCACACCAGGGAGUGGCCAUUCAACUGUUCAGACUGUGGAAAGGGUUUCACUUGGUCACCCGACCUACUGGCACACCAGUCAGUUCACACAGGGGAGAGGCCAUUCACCUGUUCAGUCUGUGGGAAGAGAUUCACUCGGUCAUCCGACCUACAGAGUCAUCAGCGAGUUCACACUGGGGAGAAGCCGUUCACCUGCUCAGAAUGUGGAAAGGGAUUCACUCAGUCAUCCAACCUACAGAGUCAUCACCGAGUUCACACUGGGGAGAAGCCGUUUACCUGCUCAGACUGUGGGAAGAGAUUCUCUCAUUCAUUUCACGUACUGACCCACCAGCGAGUUCACACUGGAGAGAGGCCGUUCACUUGCUCAGAAUGUGGGAAGGGAUUCACUCAGUCAUCCACCCUACUGAGUCACCAGCGACUUCACACUGGGGAGAGGCCGUUCACCUGCUCAGAAUGUGGGAAGAGAUUCACUCGAUCAUCCGACCUACUGAGUCACCAGCGAGUUCACACUGGAGAGAAGCCGUUCACCUGUUCAGAAUGUGCAAAGCGAUUCACUCGAUCAUCUGAUUUACAGAGUCAUCAGCGAGUUCACACCGGAGAGAAGCCGUUUACCUGCUCAGAAUGUGGGAAGAGAUUCACUCAUUCAUCCACCCUACAGCGUCACCUGCGAGUUCACACUGGGGAGAAGCCGUUCAUCUGCUCAGUCUGUGGGAAGAGAUUCACUCGAUCAUCCACCCUGCAGAGUCAUCAGCUAGUUCACACUGGGGAGGGGCUGUUCACCUGCUCAGACUGUGGGAAAGGAUUCAGUCAGUCAUCCCAACUACUGGCACACCAGUCAGUUCACACUGGGGAGCGGGCAUUGAUAUGAAUCUCGAGGUUUCAUUUCCUGUGGACUGUCAUUUUAAGAGAGAGGGAGAGAUUAAGAAGGCGAAUCAGUCUGACUUGCAGCUUGUUUACAUUGCUCACAGCUUGCUUAUUUUUAACCGAGGACACAGACACUCAGUCAGAUGGAGACAAAGGAGAAAAAAUGGAAGGAUCGAAAGAAGGGAACUAGUGGUCAAGGGUCACUGUUUAGAACUUUCCUAUGCCCACAAGGGUGGGUUAGUUAUUGAUUCAGCGAACAUCAAAUGUGUGGUAACACACAUCAAAGUUGCUGGUGAACGCAGCAGGCCAAGCAGCAUCUAUAGGAAGAAGCGCAGUCGACGUUUCAGUCCGAGACCAAAUGUUAUCACCUCAUUUGAUCCAUCGGAGUGGAUCGGAUUUGUGAAGACCACUUAUGUCUUAUGUGCCUGGGUAUGGUCUGGUAAUUCACUUGACCAUGAUACCCCUUGUGACAAGUCCCUUUCGGUGAUAAUUCGUAUGUGGAUUUAGAACGACAACGGAUAAAAUCUACAGCGACUGUUCUCUUGUUUUACCACCAUGGAACCUAUGGAAUUUGACAUAAUUGCCUUGUCUCGACAUUUACCCUGGAUUACAAAUAUCUGUCUCAUCAACUAUUCCAUGGAUGAACUGAACUUUCAUACUUUACCAUCUCAAGCCUCUAAGCUCAAUAGUUUGGGAGUUAUAUUUAAAUAUAUAUAUAUAUAUAUACACACACACGUAACACUGUUCAAUUUUGUUUAUCUUGUUUUAGUUACUAUCUUAUAAGUAGAUACUAAUAAAGAUAGUGAUUUUAACAUCAAAACCAGACUCCGGGUGUAGUCUAUUGCUGCUGGUUCGUUUCUAAAGCGUUACGGUUCGUAACAAAAUUGGGGCCUGCGUCUGGGAUAUGAACAAAUGUGGGGGCAUAUUGAUUGAUUAAUUAUCAAUUUCAUUGGGAAAUCCCUUUUGAUUUAUUUGUGUGUGAAAAAUCAGCAGCAAUGGAUAUUGAUAGAUUUCUGGAAGCGCCAACCUCUGAAGCAUUAGAGGAUGCCAGAAGGAUUGAGUUGUUGAGUAUUGCUAAAAGGUUAAAACUUGGAAAGGUGAAAUUGACAAUGAGGAGGUCACAGAUGCAGAGGAUAAUAACUGAGCAUUGUGUAUCCGAGGGUGUGUUUAAAGUGGAGGAGUUGGAGGUGUUUCCUGAAAGUAAGCCCACUGAGCUUGAGCUCCAGAACAAGUUAGAAAAAUUAAAGAUGGAGGCUGCAGAAAGGCAGAGGCAGUUUGAGGCUAGAGAGGCAGAAAAACAGAGGGAGGAAGCAAAAAGACAGAGGCUGUUUGAGCUGGAAAAGAUAGAGAGAUUGCUGCAAAGGGGUCUAGUGUUACACUCUGGUGAUAAGUUUGAGUCCAGUCAGGAAGUUAAAUUGGUACCUCCAUUUGAUGAGGCAGAGGUUGAUAAAUACUUCCAGCAUUUUGAGAAGUUUGCUCAGAGUUUAAAGUGACCAAAAGCGGGUUGGCCAAUUCUCUGACAAAGUGUAAUUAAGGGGAAGGCUCAGCGAGCCUAUUCUGCCUUGACAGUUGAUGAAGCAGCUGAUUAUGACAUUGUGAAACAGGCUGUGCUGAAAGCUUACAAGUUGGUCCCAGAAGCAUACAGGCAAAGGUUUAGAAAUUUAAGAAAAUUGUUGUAUGGAAUUUGCUUAUGAGAAGUUUGUGUGUUUUGAACGCCGGCACACAUAUGAAAAUGUAAAUGAUGAUUUUAACAGCUUGAAAGAGUUGGUUUUAAUUGAAGAAUUCAAAAGGUGCAUCCCUGAUGACAUGAAGACAUAUUUAGAUGAAAAGGAUGCUGCCACUUUUCAAUAGUCUGCUAGAUUAGAAGAUGAGUUUGCUUUAACUCGUAAGGUUCAGUUUACCUGGAAUAAGAGCUUCCAAAAGAGUAGCAGGAAUAACCAGGGUAAACCAGAAGUUAAAGCUGGGAUUAGUAACAGGAGUAAGGAUGAAGGGAAGCAGUUGAAGGAGAAAUAUUCUGAUCUUUCUUGUUACUAUUGUAAGAAAGCUGGUCAUAUGAUGGCUAAUUAUUCCAUCCUGAAGAAGAAAAAGGAAAAGGAGGCCAUCCGAAAUGCCUGUGAUCUAUAUGUUGAAGCACAUAUAAACCCACAGGGUUCUGAACAUUCUGUUGAGGCUUAGUUAAGGACUGAGAGGUCUGACCGAGUUAAGAAGGGAUUCGAUCAUUUUAUGUCAGAUGGGUUUGUAUUAGUAAAGGAAGGGUCAACCCCAGUACCAGUGAAAAUUCUUCGAGAUACUGGGCUUCUCAGUCAGUUACGUUAGACAGCGUUCUAAAGUUGGGUGAUGAGACUAACAUUGGUGAGGUAAAUCUUAUUAAAGGCAUUGGGGGUGGCAUGGUUUCUGUGCCAUUGCACAGGGUAACUUUACAGUCAGGUUUGGUUUCAGGACCUGUUAAAUUCAGAUUAUCUUCCAGUUUACUGGUGGAAGAUGUUACUUUGCUGUUAGGGAAUGUCCUGGCAGAUGGUAAAGUUGUUCCUGCAGUGCAGUUGACAACUAAGCCAACCACUGACGACCCACAGAUGGAUUUUAACAUUUAUCCUUCCUGUGCAGUAACUCGAAGUAUGGCUAAAAAGUCUGCCAAUGGAGACGGUUCUGUGCAGCAUGAUUCUGGUACCUAUGACAGCCAAAAUCGGGAUCAGGUUAUGAUGACUUGUAAGGGUCUUUUCUGCCUUCAUUGUUUCAACAGGAUUCAGGUACUAAGUCUGAUGAGAAGGAUUUAUCCCUGUCUUGGAAGGAGUUUAUAGCAGAACAGAAUUGAGACCCUGAGAUUGAACCUUUAAAAGAAACAGCUGUCUCAGAUGAUGCGAAUAAGAAAGUGCCAGUCGGGUAUUAUCUCAAGGAUGGAGUGUUAAUGAGGAAGUAGAGGCCACCUGCUAUACCUGUGAGUGAGGAAUGGGCAAUUGUUCACCAAGUUGUAGUCCCUAAAGUAUAUAGGACUGAAAUUUUAACUUUCCCCCACAGUAUGCCCUUAGGUGGCCAUUGAGAACCUAGAACAGUUGAGGCCCUGUGGCACACAAUGUUGUGCCGACCCUUAAACCCUGCCUCCCAUAUAACCCCCCACCUUAAAUUCCUCCAUAUACCUGUCUAGUAGCCUCUUAAACAUCACCAGUGUAUCUGCCUCCACCACUGACUCAAGCAGUGCAUUCCUCGCACCAACGACUCUCUGAGUAAAAAACCUUCCUCUAAUAUCCCCCUUGAACUUCCCACCCCUUACCUUAAAACCAUGUCCUCUUGUAUUGAGCAGUGGUGCCCUGGGGAAGAGGCGCUGGCUGUCCACUCCAUCUAUUCCUCUUAAUAUCUUGUAUAUUUUGGAGUGAAUAAAACUGUAAGCAGGAUUAUGAAAGAAUUUUACUGGCCUAAUUUGAGGAAAGAUGUUGUGACCUAUUGCAGAACCUGUUACACUUGUCAAGCUGUGGGUAAACCCAAUUAGUUCACCCCAGUGGCCCCACUCCGGCCUAUACCUGCUUUCAGUGAACCCUUUUCCAAAGCUAUAGUAGAUUGUGCUGGCCCAUUGCCAAAGACUAAAGCUGGCCAUCAGUACUUGCUAACUGUUAUGUGCACUGCAUCCAGAUUCCCAGAAGCAAUACCUCUCAGAAAUAUUAAAGCUAAAACUGUGGGGAGGGCUCUUAUCAGUUUUUUUUUACUUUAUUUGCUUUGCCUAGAGAAAUCCAGUCUGAUCAACGAAGUAAUUUUACAUCUGGAUUGUUCCAGCAGGUAGUUUAUGAACUGGGAACUAAAAAAAUUACAUCGUCUGCGUACCAUCCAGAAUUGCAAAGGGCUUUGGAAAGAUUUCAUUCUACCCUCAAAACAAAGAUUAAGACAUACUGUGCAGAAAAUGGAAAAGACUUGGAUGAAGGCAAACUGUCUUUUUUGCUUUUGUUCACAAUAAGUGUCUCGGUACAGGAAAGACUGGGCAUAGUCCAUUUGAACUUAUAUUUGGUCAUCGAGUGAGGGGAACUUUGACCUUGUUAAAGGAACAAUGGACUGAUGGGGAUGUACAUGUUAACCUGUUAGACUAUGUUUUGAAGUUCAAAAAUAAACUACACCAAGCCUGUAGUCCAGCGAGACAAAACUUAAAGAUUUCUCAAAAUAAAAUGAAGUGUUGGUUUGAUAAGCUGGCUUGCAAAAGAAAAUGUCAGGUGGGGGAUAACGUGCUGGCCUUAUUUCCAAUGUUGCCGAAUCCACUUCAGGCGAAAUUCAAUGGACCGUAUGAAAUAGUCUCUCAAAGUAAUGAUGUGAAUUAUGUUAUUAAAACACCUGCCCGAUGUAAACUAACACAGGUGGUACACAUAAAUAUGAUAAAGCCUUAUUUUGACAAGCAAACCAUGGUCACAGUACAUGACACAGAUAUUGGUCAAGCCAAACCAAUUAAACAACAGCCGUAUCGCUUGAACGUAGAAAAGUGUAAAUUGACUGAGCAAGAAAUUUAAUAUAUGCUGAAAAAUUAUAUUAUUAGGCCUUCAACAUCAAAUUGGAGCUCACCCUGCAUUGUUGUGCCCAAGCCUGAUGGCAGUGUUAGAUUUUCCACUGAUUAUAGGAAGGUAAAUGCAAUAACGAAAACAGAUGCCCAUCCUAUACCUAGGGUGGAUGAGUGCAUCGAUAAGGUUGCAAAAGCUCAAUUUCUUACAAAGAUUGGUCUGCUUAAAGGGUAUUGGUAUAUUCCAUGGACGGACAGAGGUAGAGAAAUUUCUGCAUUUGUGACACCUUCUAGGUGGUAUGAAUACAAUGGUUUGCCAUUUGGAAUGAAAAAUGCUCCAGGAACAUUCCAGAGAAUAAUUGAUUCUGUAAUUCGAGGGUUAGAACACACAGUUGCCUAUAUUAAUGACUUAGUCACAGGGAGUGACACUUGGGAAGAGCAUAUCUCUGCAGUAGAAAAGCUGUUUGACAGGCUUUCCCAGGCCAACCUUACAGUUAACUUAGCUAACAGUGAAAUUGGCCAUGCCACUGUGACCUAUCUUGGCUAUGUAGUAGGUCGUGGCAAGUUGGCUCCUGUUCAGGCAAUUUCUGAAGUUCCUAUUCCAACUGGUAAGAAGCCUCUUAGAAGGUUUCUGGGAAUGGUUGGAUAUUAUCAUAAGUUCUGUAAGAACUUUGUAGAUAUCGCUCUUCCUCUGACUAAUCUCCUGAAGAAGGUUGAAAAGUUUGUCUGGACCGAGCCUUGUCAGAUUGGAGCUGUGGCUGGCGACACAGUCAUGGGUAUAAAGAGAGUAAAGGAGGGGGCCAAGGAGACAACCCUGCGGGAUAUGAGUCCUGAGGGUCAGAGAGACAGAGGUGAGGGAGC
This is a messenger RNA of Mobula hypostoma (lesser devil ray), 8040 nucleotides long. Its product is annotated as gastrula zinc finger protein XlCGF57.1-like. Gene Ontology annotation, biological process: regulation of transcription by RNA polymerase II. Lineage: Eukaryota; Metazoa; Chordata; Chondrichthyes; Myliobatiformes; Myliobatidae. The record is from RefSeq and is a predicted model, not a curated record. The coding region runs from base 820 to 2712 and encodes 630 amino acids. The transcript is spliced from 3 exons. Gene Ontology annotation, molecular function: RNA polymerase II cis-regulatory region sequence-specific DNA binding; DNA-binding transcription factor activity, RNA polymerase II-specific.